Molecule: messenger RNA, 1361 nt
Organism: Hermetia illucens (black soldier fly)
Lineage: Eukaryota; Metazoa; Arthropoda; Insecta; Diptera; Stratiomyidae
Gene: FMRFa
Product: FMRFamide-related peptides
Exons: 2
Coding region: 96-1019 (307 amino acids)
Biological process (GO): neuropeptide signaling pathway
Source: RefSeq, a predicted model, not a curated record
UGCGAAUCAACAGGCAAGGAGCCUCCUAGUCAGUAGCAGCGUCCAAGGAAACUAGCUUCUAGUCCUUCGAAAAAACUAGCCACAUUAGCAUCAAAAUGUCGUUCCUCCUAAUCCUUCUUUUGAGUAUAUUUCGACUCAGAACCUUGCGCUGUGAAAUCCCUGACACCCCAGGAGUGCUAGUGAACUCCGUAGAUGACAACGAGCAACCCGCAGAACUAGAAAUAACCUCACCGAAACCGUAUGACAAAUUUUUGCCAGAUCUAAUUUCGUCCAUCAACAUUGACUACACAAACAACGCAUUGAUCCUUCACUUCCGGAAAGCAGGACAGUUCGGCGACGAGAAGAAAAAGUUGGACAAAAACUUCAUGCGUUUCGGACGAUCAGACUCGGCCCUGAUGCGAUUUGGGAAGCGACAAGUUGAAUUCCUCGAUGCUGACCCAGACUACCAAGGAAGAGGUGGGGACAAUGGAGCCAGAGAUUCUAGGGGUGACAACUUUAUGAGAUUCGGUAGAGCAAAUGGUGAUGGUGGAAAUUUAAUGAGAUUUGGACGACAAUCUCCUCAGGCUUCAGAUCGGACUGAUCGCGGCUCAGACGCAAGCAUGUUUCGUUUUGGGCGUGGUUCCGACAACUCAUUAAUGCGGUUUGGACGAGCUGACCAUGACUUUAUGCGAUUCGGAAGGAACAAUGGAAUGAUGCGAUUCGGACGCUCCGACAGUUUCAUGAGGUUGGGCAGGGCAUCCGUUGAUGACAAGUUCAGGCAAGCCAACGCUAUUGAUCCCUACAUCUCCCGAUAUGGACGCAAUGAUAAAAACUUCAUGCGCUUCGGAAAAUUGGAUCAGAACUUCAUGCGAUUUGGCAAACGUAGUAACCAAGCAGAUGGCGAGAGCGCAGAGCACAAGAAGUCAAUUUCAAAAUCCGAACCUAAUUACUUAGACAACCUAUGGAAGACUGACGAAUUCACCACGGCCGAUUCAAAACUGGACAACGCAGUACAGGACAAGCUGUUUGCAUCGCAGUAGGAACGCAUUCUGAAACUAACUGAACUUGGCAGGCUUCGAACUAUUCAAAUAAAUGUUUAACGCUCUUAUGUGAAUGUCAAAUGGAACUUUAAAUAUAAAUAAGGAUAUGUUUAAUGUAAAUAGUCUCAAAUAACUAACCCAAUGGAACCUUUUGUAUUCUCACAAUGGCUGGAGUGAGAAUAUGCAACGUUUCAUAUGAUCGGAGUAAGAAGUAUAAUAAAUAAUUAUGUAAUACAUACGUGAAUCCAAUAUGUUGUGAACAUAUAUAUAUAUAUCCAAUUUUUUGCAAAUAAUUGGGCUUUUAAUUUUAUACAGCAAAUAAAUUAUAUCUUCUUGAAUGCA